Molecule: messenger RNA, 2094 nt
Organism: Electrophorus electricus (electric eel)
Lineage: Eukaryota; Metazoa; Chordata; Actinopteri; Gymnotiformes; Gymnotidae
Gene: pmm2
Product: phosphomannomutase 2
Biological process (GO): mannose metabolic process; GDP-mannose biosynthetic process; protein N-linked glycosylation
Cellular component (GO): cytosol
Molecular function (GO): phosphomannomutase activity
Source: RefSeq, a predicted model, not a curated record
UUUGAUGACGUUGCAUUUGGUGGACGUGUUGACUUCCUGUGUCUUGGUCUGUUUAAUUCAAAAUCUUAUAUCAACAUAAUUUAUCUGUAAAGCAACGUUUUAAGAUGACAAAUUCAGAUGCAGACACGACGACGCUUUGCCUGUUUGAUGUUGACGGGACUUUAACAGCAGCUCGGCAAAGAGUGACCCCACGCAUGCACAAGUUCUUGACCAAACUAAGACAACGGGUGAGAGUUGGAGUUGUUGGAGGGUCAGACUUGAUCAAAAUCAAAGAGCAGCUGGGUGAUGAUGUAAUUAAUUGUGUGGAUUAUGUCUUCGCUGAGAACGGUCUGGUCGCCUACAGAUUUGGGCAGCUACACUCUGUGCAGAGUAUUCAAGCAUACCUAGGGGAGGAGCUUUUACAGGAUUUCAUCAACUUCUGCUUAAAUUACAUGGCUAAGAUUAAACUGCCCAAGAAAAGGGGUACAUUUAUUGAGUUUCGGAAUGGAAUGCUCAACGUUUCUCCGAUUGGCCGAAGCUGCAGCCAGCAAGAGCGAAUUGAAUUCUUUGAGCUUGACAAGAAAGAAAAGAUUCGCGAGCAGUUUGUGGCUGUUUUACGAGAAGAAUUUGCUGGGAAAGGACUUGUUUUUUCCAUCGGAGGACAGAUCAGCUUUGAUGUAUUUCCAGAAGGCUGGGAUAAGCGAUAUUGUUUGGGUAUCGUAGAGAAGGAUUCAUACCAAACCAUCCACUUCUUUGGUGACAAAACCAAGCCAGGAGGAAACGAUUAUGAGAUCUAUACAGACCCCCGGACGAUCGGCCAUGAGGUGGCGUCGCCAGAUGACACGCAGCAGAUUUGUGAGAAGCUCUUUUUCAGCUGAGUUUUCCUGUGUAUAACCUCUAACUUCAGCAUUCUCCUGCUGUAUCAAGGAACUGUGAUCUUUGAGGCUGUACUGUAUUGAACACUCACUAUGAGCCAAACUUGUCUCAUUACUAAAGAUGUCAGGAGCUGUAAGCAAUUUCUGGGGGGGGGGGGGGUUAUUUUUUAUUUUUUAAACCUCUAAUUAAGCAGUUAAUCUACAAAUAAUAUAAGGAAAAUUUGGUUGUGAGGAUCAUUUCAACUCUAGUCUUUCAAGACUUAAAUGGUUUCCUAAUGAAGUCUUGUACAUCCACAUGUACUAUAAAUCAGGACUAGAGAAGAACCUUCCUUUUAACUUGUAUGUUUGGAUCACUACAUUUAAAGGAAAAAAUGAGUUGGAAUAGCUGGGAUGUUUAACAGGGGACUCAUUUUGUGCAGCAAGGCAAUCUUGGUUUGGUUGUAUGUUCCUCGUCAUGCUUCAAAUCAUCGCUCAUCAAAUGGUAUCAAGGUUUCAGACAGGUCUCAGAAGAGGAGUCAGCAUAGUGCUGCUGCAGUAUUGAGUCCAUGCAUACUUUUUGUGUUUAAAUCCAUUGGCAGGACCCCUAGAACAAUGGAUCGGGCAGUAUUGGGUGCUGUAAAAGGGAGGUGGCUGGGGUUAUUUCCCUAACUGACAGAGCUGUGAUAGCAAAUACCAUAAGUAUGCAUCUUAAACUUAUAAAUGGUUAGUUUGUCGCUGUGUAGGAAUAAAUUAUGUUGUAUGUUUGAAGGUAUUAAAAUGGUUUUACAUAUGCCUAAAUUGUCUUAAAAGCUUAAAUCAUUUUAAGGUAUAUGAUAAAUGUAGAGUUGUGAUGUGGGAAAAUAUGUUGAAUGUCACUGUACAGUAAGCCACCAAAAGCCAGACUAUUUUACUGUUAUCCCCAUAAGGUCCUGGUCAAGAAUGGACACUCAUUCAUGCAGAAUAAUUAGACUUUUAAAUUCUUUUUAUAUCCUUACUGUUUUAUCAGCUUGGGGUUUUGGGGUUAGUUUCACAAUUGGUUGUGGUGGAUCAGGCUAUUUUAGAGGAUGAGGUGUAGAUGAUGUACGUAGGUGAUGGGUAUGUUUCAAUCUUAUGGAAUAACUUAUGGUAUAGGUUGUUAAAGGGCUGGUCCUAUGUACCUAUUGAUUUUAUGCAUAUGUAUGAAUUAAAAUUGUGUGCAUUCAUUACUCACAGCUGUGUCAGAACACUACAAAAUAAGUCACUGAUAAACAUCUGAACCAUU